GAUCCCACUGAGGAUGUGAGGAUGGAAACCUGAGGAAGGGGGUCUGAUGGAGGCGAGUAGCCAGACUGGAAUAACUCAGAAGAAGCCCAGCGUGCACUUGUGGUGUUCAUUUGAUCCAUUACUUUAGCCUUAUUGAGAAAACCCGCUGCAUGCCAUUCAGACCGUGAACUCGUUUCAAAUAUUGAAGCGCGUCUCUUCCUCGGAUCCCGUGUUUAACUUAUCUGGGAUGAUGAUUUCUGCAUAUUUGUCACCGAGCGCACGAGUGGGAGUGUGGAUUUAAAUUUCGAAGUUUGGAUCUUCUCUCACCGGGAUUUUUUAUUUUUAUUUUUUUUAAGGGGGAUGGCAGUCGUUGAUCGGGGAUGCACGCGCCUGGUUUGACACACUCUGGAUGGAUGCUGUAGACGUUAUCACUGCUGUUCCUGCAGACGAUCGCGCGUCUACUCUCACAACGUGGAUACCUGCCGCCGUUCUGACAGAUAGAUGCGUGCUCACCCGGUCGGGGUCUCGCCCGCGUGAAAAAAAUCACUCCGUGGUCUUGUCUCGAGGAAAGUUUGGGACUGAGACGCGGCGGAGGAUGUAACCAGCGCACCUUUUCGGGCUUCCCCACGGACACAGAGCUGGAGAAUGUGGAUCCGAACUGUGGAGUUCUGCUCAGGCUGGAGGGGAGAGCGGCGAAUGUACCAAUCCCUUCCCGGGACCACAGGUGUUCCCUGUAAACAGUGACUCCAAAUCCCAAAAUGCCGAGCUGUGGAUAGAGGCUGCCCUGUGGGUCGAGCUGACCUGUAUCUACCUCCCUUCACCUUCUCUCCUCAUCAUUUCCUAGUUCCUCAUCCUUCUCUUCUUCAAUCCUUCAUCCUCCCCUUAGUCUUUCUCCUUUUCUCUACCUAUCUCUAUCCUACAAUCUCCUCCUCUUCCUCCCCCCCCCCUCCCCCCCCCACAGCACACAUGCAGGCCAAGAAGCGGUACCUGCUCGUGUCUGUGGGGGCCGGUCUUCUCUUCCUCGUCUACCUGUGGGGUCUGCAAAUCGGGGAGUUCCAGCAGCAGCCAUACCAAUAUCAGCAGUUUCCCCAGUAUCCCCAAUACCACCAGUACCACCAGCAGGAAUACCAGUACCACCACCAGAGCCAGCCCCAGCCCCAGAGAAGCCCGUCCAGAUCGCCCAGACACUGGCCAGAGUCAACCCAGCUGCUAGAGCCGUACCUGGAGGGGGGAGAGCAAGAGGAGGACAGCCCUCAGCUCCAUCACCAGCACACCUCGCCCCGUGAGCGACGUGCGAUACGCGACAACAUCUACAAGAACAAGCGCUGCCGCAUGGAGACCUGCUUCGACUUCGCUCGCUGCCAGUCCGGCUUCAGGGUUUACAUCUACCCACCGCAGAGAGGGGACGAGAUCUCCGAGACCUACCAGAAGAUCCUGACGUCCAUCGAGGAAUCUCGCUUCCACACCAAGGACCCGACGCGGGCCUGUCUGUUCGUUCUGGCCGUGGACACGUUGGACAGGGACCAGCUCUCGGCUCAGUACGUCCAGAAUGUCAGGCUCCGCAUCCAGAGCCUGCCGACGUGGAACGAUGGAAGGAACCACCUCAUAUUCAACCUCUACUCGGGCACCUGGCCGGACUACACCGAGGAUCUGGGCUUUGAGGUGGGUCAGGCCAUGCUGGCCAAGGCCAGCGCGGAUGUGGUCAACUUCCGACCCAACUUUGAUAUCUCCAUCCCCCUCUUCUCCAAGGAUCACCCGCUGAAAGGAGGGGGCAUAGGUUAUCUGACGCUCAACGAUGCACCGCCCUCCAGGAAGUACCUGCUGGUUUUCAAAGGGAAGCGAUACCUAACUGGCAUCGGUUCGGAGACGAGGAAUGCUCUGUAUCACAUCCACAACGGGGAAGAUAUUAUUCUGCUGACCACAUGCAAACAUGGCAAGGACUGGGAGAAACACAAGGACUCUCGGUGCGACCGAGAUAAUGAAGAAUACUCCAAGUUUGACUACCAGGAGCUGCUUCAUAACUCCAGUUUCUGCCUGGUGCCCCGGGGCCGACGUCUUGGAUCCUUCCGCUUUCUGGAGGCACUGCAGGCGGCUUGCAUCCCGGUUAUUCUGAGCAACGGCUGGGAGCUUCCCUUCUCUGAAGUCAUCGACUGGAGGAAAGCCGCCAUCAUUGGAGAUGAGAGACUUCUGUUACAGGUUCCCUCCAUUACCCGGUCUGUGGGCCGUGACAGGAUCUUGGCUCUCCGCCAACAGACUCAGUUCCUCUGGGACGCCUACUUUUCUUCUGUAACCAAAAUCGUCUUAACUACUCUGGAGAUCAUCCAGGACCGUGUGGACUCCCAUGUGUCCAGAAACGGGUUGUUGUGGAAUUCCCUACCUGGUGGUCUCUAUGCACUCCCCAAGUACUCAACUGACCCGGUCCAGUUCCCUUUUUACUAUGCCAUCCUGGGUAAGAGCCCGGCGCAGCAGUUCACAGCUGUGAUCCAUACCGUUACUCCUCUGCAGUCCCAGAUCUCCCCCGUGGUGAAGCUCAUCAUCGCUAUAGCCAAGUCCAAGUUCUGUGCACAGAUUGUGGUUUUAUGGAAUUUCGACAAGCCUUUACCUCCUAGGAACAAGUGGCCCUCCACCAGCGUGCCUCUCACUGUCAUUGAAGGACAGACCAAGACGAUGAGCAGUCGUUUUUUCCCCCACAGCGUCAUCCUCACUGAUGCCAUUCUCAGUCUGGAUGAAGACUCGGUUCUCUCAACAAAUGAGGUGGAUUUUGCCUUUAUUGUAUGGCAAAGCUUUCCGGAGCGUAUCGUCGGUUAUCCAGCAAGAAGCCACUACUGGGACAAUUCCAGGUCCCGCUGGGGCUACACCUCCAAAUGGACCAAUGACUAUUCCAUGGUCCUUACGGGGGCAGCUUUUUACCACAGAUACUACCACUACCUGUUCACCCACUACGUCCCGGCCAGCCUGCUGACAAUGGUGGACCGCAUGGCUAAUUGUGAAGACAUCCUGAUGAACUUCCUGGUUUCAGCUGUCACCAAGCAGCCGCCAAUCAAAGUCACACAGAAGAAGCAGUACAAGGAAACCAUGAUGAGCCAGGGCUCCAAGUCAUCUCGGUGGGCCGACCCAGACCACUUCGCCCAGCGACAGACCUGCAUGAACGCCUUCAGUCGCUGGCUGGGUUUCAUGCCCCUGGUGCACUCCCAGAUGAGGCUGGACCCCGUGUUGUUCAGGGACCAAGUUUCCAUCCUGAGGAAGAAAUACAGGGACAUUGAGAGGCUGUGAUUGCGCAAGGAUACACACCAAAUCAUUGUGUGUGUUCGAGAGGUCGUGACCAGAAUGCACACACUGAAUGUGAACAUUUGUGAGGCUAUAAAGGAAAACUCACACAUGGACACUGGACAUAAAAAUGAUAAAACACGGAGGUACACACAAGGCAUUUAACUGCAUAUUUUCAUAGGAAAAAAAAACUAUGUAUGCAGGGUUGACUGUGCAAACCCGCCAUCUGUGACAAUACACAUGAAUAUGAAUGCAUGGAUACACAUGCAACAACAACCUGGACAAAUUCAAUACAGUCCUGACCACAGACAUCCAGUAUGUGUUGCAUGGUUUGAACAAGACAACUGUACAAGGACCUGAAAAACAUAUUGUGUUUGAGUAAAAGAAAAAGAGAAUCUAAGAGCUAUAUUUAUUGUCGAAGUAGGACUGUUGGCCGUAGAGGAGCAUACAAUAUAUUGUUGGACAAAUGGUUAAGAGAUUUAAUGGUUCGAGGUUGUAUUCAUAAAGUCAAAGGAUGCACGCUCUGGGGUUACGUAUGUAAAGUAAAGAUACAUUGUGGACAAAGGGGACAAACUGUAGCUUCUGGGUCGGGCCACGUGACAGCUGCUACCCCAAAACACCCGGAGACAAUGGCUCUUGUACACUACUGUAGAUUUUCAGCUGCAGCUCUUGCCUGUAUGAAGCAAAUAGAAAAAUAAAAU
Anarrhichthys ocellatus (wolf-eel) is the source of this 3947-nucleotide messenger RNA. RefSeq names its product exostosin-1. The coding region runs from base 946 to 3252 and encodes 768 amino acids. The transcript is spliced from 14 exons. Lineage: Eukaryota; Metazoa; Chordata; Actinopteri; Perciformes; Anarhichadidae. The record is from RefSeq and is a predicted model, not a curated record. Gene Ontology annotation, molecular function: glycosyltransferase activity. Gene Ontology annotation, cellular component: membrane.